AUGGUUGAUUGGAAGAAUAUACAAAUAAAAGUUGUUGAACAGUUAAAAGAAUUAGCACAUGCAAAGUAUGGGCUUUUUGAGAAUAGUGAUGUUUUGGCAAUUCGAACAAAAAGAAAUUUAAAAAGAUUUUGUUAUGCAUAUUUAUUUAUUAUUUGUUGUUUUGCUGUUGUUGAAUGUUUGUUCAUUCCAUUUAUGAUAUUACCAAUUUUAAUAGCAUUUAUUCCUUAUAUCGUCAUUAAUACUCUCCGUAAGUGGAACUUUUCAUUACCUGAGAAAGUUUUUGGAUAUCCUUUGGACUUUGUUUGUGUGAUUGUUGGGUUAAUGGCGUCAAAUCUAUUCUGUUUUAUUUCUGGUACUCGAUAUGUUGUAUAUAACUUUAUCACAUUUACAGUUUCAAGUGUUUCUGUACAAGCACAUAUAAUAUUAUGUAUAUCUGAUUUAGAGCUGAUAAUUAAAGAAGAGAAUAAAACAAAACAGAAUGAAGAAGAGAAUAAAGAAGAGAAUAAAGAAGAGAAUGAAGAAGAGAAUAAAACAAAACAGAAUGAAGAAGAGAAUAAAACAACACCUUCUUCUCAAAUUCACUCAAGGACUGCAAACGUUAAAGAAGAUGAAGUGUCAUCGUCAAGUGAUGAGGUAGAAUCAAAACAAUAA
Molecule: messenger RNA, 651 nt
Organism: Entamoeba nuttalli P19
Lineage: Eukaryota; Evosea; Mastigamoebida; Endamoebidae
Exons: 1
Coding region: 1-651 (216 amino acids)
Source: RefSeq, a predicted model, not a curated record